GCAGACCAAGGAACAGUCGCAGCUGACUGCCACCCAGACUCGCACUGUCAACAAGCAUGGCGAUGAGAUCAUCACCUCCACCACCAGCAACUACGAGACCCAGACUUUCUCAUCCAAGACUGAGUGGAGGGUCAGGGCCAUCUCUGCUGCCAACCUGCACCUAAGGACCAAUCACAUCUAUGUUUCAUCUGUUGACAUCAAGGAGACGGGCUACACCUACAUCCUUCCCAAGAAUGUGCUUUAGAAGUUCAUCUGCAUAUCUGAUCUUUGGGCCCAAAUCGCAGGGUACCUGUAUGGGGUGAGCCCACCAGAUAACCUGCAGGAGAAGGAGAUCAGCUGCAUCGUGAUGGUGCGGCAGUGGGGCACCCAUCAGACUGUGCACCUGCCUGGCCAGCUGCCCCAGCACGAGUACCUCAAGGAGAUGGAACCCUUAGGCUGGAUCCACACUCAGCCCAAAGAAUCCCUACAGUUGUCACCCCAGGAUGUCACCACCCACACCAAGAUCAUGGCUGACAACCCAUCUUGGGAUGGCGAGAAGACCAUUAUCAUCACGUGCAGCUUCACUCCAGGCUCCUGUACACUGACGGCCUACAAGCUGACCCCCGGUGGCUAUGAAUGGGGCUGCCAGAACACAGACAAGGGCAACAGCCCCAAGGGUUACCUGCCUUCACAUUAUGAGCGGGUCCAGAUGCUGCUGUCCGACUGUUUCCUUGGCUUCUUCAUGGUCCCUGCCCAGUCCUCAUGGAACUACAACUUCAUGGGCGUUCGGCAUGACCCCAACAUGAAGUACGAGCUGCAGCUGGCGAACCCCAAAGAGUUCUACCACGAGGUGCACAGGCCCUCCCACUUCCUCAACUUUGCCCUCCUGCAGGAGGGGGAGGUGUACUCCACAGACUGGGAGGACCUCUAUGCCUAGUUGCUUCCCUGCCUCCUGCCUCAGCGCCCCCCACCCCCCGCAGGCUGGUAACAUUCAGCAGCUUGGCCCUUUCCAUGUGUGUGUGCUUAUUGUGUUGUUGACUUCUUGAUGGCCUCAUCCUGAAUAAAAUAUAGUAAUAAAUUUUGUAUAAAUA
This is a messenger RNA of Cebus imitator (Panamanian white-faced capuchin), 1070 nucleotides long. Its product is annotated as pre-mRNA-processing-splicing factor 8-like. The record is from RefSeq and is a predicted model, not a curated record. Gene Ontology annotation, cellular component: U5 snRNP; catalytic step 2 spliceosome. Gene Ontology annotation, biological process: mRNA splicing, via spliceosome; spliceosomal tri-snRNP complex assembly. Bases 347 to 916 code for a protein of 189 amino acids. NCBI's taxonomy places the organism in Eukaryota, Metazoa, Chordata, Mammalia, Primates, Cebidae. Gene Ontology annotation, molecular function: U2 snRNA binding; protein binding; pre-mRNA intronic binding. The transcript has a single exon.